AUGAAAUCGUACGCUCGUGUCAUUAGACAUUUUUUUGAGACCACAACGUUUCAUGGUUUUAAGUAUCUCUACUCGAAAUAUUACUGUGAUAGGCUAGGAUGGCUACUAUGUUGCUGCGCAAGCGCUUGCUGUUCGGCGGUGUUGUGCGCAGUGGUGUGGGCGCGGUUCAUGCAGGUGCCCGCGCUGCUCACGCUGCAGGAGAUGGUGCAAGACCGUGAUGUGGAUAUGCCGCUAGUGGCCAUCUGCCCGCCCGUGGCAACCGUCGCUCGAAUGUUUUCUGAGCAUUUCGAGGUAAACGCUACAGUUGCAAAACAAUUACCCAGAAUAUUUGAGCGCAUUUUACGUCGAAAAUACGUAACAGAAGAACGUCUAGCUGUUCUCAGCGCUAUUAUAGAUAAAAAUGGCAUCACCUUUAAACAAGCCUUAUUUACUAUCAUGCCGGCAUGCGAAACUAUUUUGAGGGCAUGUCAAUGGCAGGAUAAAGCGAUAGCUUGUGGGCGGUUGUUUACUAAAAUGCUGACUCAAUGGGGAGUCUGCUGUACUGCAUUGCCUAAAGACUUUAAAACGGCCUCAGGUUCGUUGUCUCAAAUAGAAACAAUGUGGACAUUGAGCAUUACCAUGCAGUGUUAUAACCAGCCAAUGCUCCAUAAUUGUGAAUUCUUUACUAAAUAUGACGUGGAAGAAUGGUUCGAGCCGACGCCGCUUCGUCCUGGAUAUUCGUACGAAGCUCAUUUGACCUCAGUGUCGGUUAUAGAUAGCGACCUGGACAAGCUUUUUGAUGGAACCUGUGCGGCUCAUCAAUUGUAUUCGAGGAGUAGAUGCUUGUUGAAAUGUAUGGAACAACGAUGUGGAUGUUCAGAUGUAGUGCGAAUCAACUCACCUAAAGAAAUGAAUGUUCCGCCCACCUGUACCCUACAAAAGUUGAGCUGCCUAAGAGAUUUUAAACGGGAUAACAAUACCUGCAACUGUUUACCAACCUGCAAGAAGGUGACCACCUCCCUUGCGUUGGAAUCGAGUCGAAUGAGUGCUAUUGAGCAAUCUUUUAAUACUUUGUAUGCGAACGUCGACGUAUUGCUGGACAGUGUAAUCAAUAUCCGAAUGAGAAUCAGUGGGUCCAGAAUUUUCACCGUGAACCCGACAGAGACGUGGAUUACAUUACUGUCAUCCUUAGGUGGUGUCUUCAACAUGUUCCUGGGGAUUGGAUUUUUCAGCGCACUCGAGUUGCUGUUCUUGACAUUCUUGCGAUUGCCCAUUGUGAUGCGAAAAUCUACUGAAAUAGAGCACCCUAACACUUAGUAAUUUUAGCCUUUAUUUUCGAAUAUAAAUUUUGUAUUUACUGUAUACGCAAUAUAUUUUAUGGAGCUGGGAGCAAG
Messenger RNA from Colias croceus (clouded yellow), 1373 nucleotides. RefSeq lists its product as uncharacterized. Gene Ontology annotation, biological process: sodium ion transmembrane transport. The transcript is spliced from 9 exons. The record is from RefSeq and is a predicted model, not a curated record. Bases 1 to 1296 code for a protein of 431 amino acids. NCBI's taxonomy places the organism in Eukaryota, Metazoa, Arthropoda, Insecta, Lepidoptera, Pieridae. Gene Ontology annotation, molecular function: ligand-gated sodium channel activity. Gene Ontology annotation, cellular component: membrane.